Botrytis fragariae is the source of this 273-nucleotide messenger RNA. RefSeq lists its product as uncharacterized. Bases 1 to 273 code for a protein of 90 amino acids. The transcript has 2 exons. The record is from RefSeq and is a predicted model, not a curated record. Lineage: Eukaryota; Fungi; Ascomycota; Leotiomycetes; Helotiales; Sclerotiniaceae.
AUGAUUAAGCCAUACAAACGUUUCGAUGGAAUACCGCAUAACUGGCAUGCAGCCGAUCAGCCACAUUGUGACUCGAGCGUGUCAGUUGAUGCGAAGAUUAUUUGUGAGUUUACUUUUUUCCCUAAUAAAGAAGGCUCGAGGGCGGAAGUUCUGCACACCACUUCAAAUGUGCGGAGUACUCUGUUCAGUGAUAACAGGCCUAUGUAUGGAAGAAGAUUAAGUUUGAGGCGAACUCAGCCUCUUGCACGGAAAGAAGCCUAUUUCAAUCCUUAA